AUGCACCGACUUGCGGUAUCGGCCAAACGGAAGGUGCUUCUGAAUCCCAAAACAGUCGUCAUUUAUGUUUUUGCCAUCUUUUUCACAUUUCUACUCGCAUAUCAUCACCGAUUGUCUCAGGUAACUUUUCAAAUUUGGUCUCAACCGUUCUUUGACCGUUUCUUUGACAAAUGGAAAAAAAACGGAAAGAAAUGCAUCGCUCGCAGCGUUUUUUUCCGACCGGUCUCGCAGCGAUUUUCCGGACGCGAAGCAUGCCGCUACUGUGAGAGACGUUUUAUGAGUGGAUUUACGAGAAGGGGGGAAUUUUUUUCUAAUUUUUCAGCGAAAUUGCCACGUUUUCCCGCUAUUUUCAACCGAUUUUCAACGGAAUUUCAGUUCUUCUUUAUCUGUUAUGGUAACUGAUGCGAAAUUGCCACGUUUACCGCUAUUUCCGACCGAUUUCGCUUGAAUUCUUUUUGUUUUUUUGAUAAUUUCGAGUGCCUCGUCAUAUCGUUCAAAAUAUUGAGCUUUUCGGUGAAAAUCGGUUCAAAAUAGCGGGAAAACGUGGUAAUUUCGCUGAAAAAUUAGAACAAUUUUCGUAAAUCCAUUCAUAAAACGUCUCUCACAAUAGCCGCAUGCAUCGCGUCCGGGAAAUCGCUGCGAGACCCGCCGGAAAAAAACGCUGCGAGCGAUGCAUUUCUUUCUGUUUUUUUUUUCAUUUUUUGACAUCGUUGAAUAGGGAAAGAAACGGAAAACAAUCAUUUUUUCAUCCCCUGAAUAGCCCCAUAAUGGGGUUAUUCAGGCUGUGAAAAAAAAUGGUUUUUUUCCGUUUUUUUCGUUUUUUUACGUCAAAAAACCCAAUUCAGCGGUGUAAAAAAAACGAAAAAAACGGAAAACAAACAUACGCUGAAUAGCCCCAUAAGGCCUUAUAAACUUGCAACGCACUGUAUGAUCCUGUUUUUAGUGCACGACACCUUUAAUUUUCAGCACGAAAAUCGCCACGAAAUCCGCUCGCUUCGAAUAAUUCAAAUGCGGCUGAGAAAUGAUGAAUCGGAAAAAAAUGUGUCGAUGGUAUCUGAGAAAUCAACAACAUUUUUGGAAAAGUGCGAAAAUCCGCCAAAAGAAGCGAAAACCGAUUUUAAUGUGAGUUUUUCGGUUCAAUUCGGGAAGAACGAAUCCGAGUUCAUUUCAUUUAUUCACCCAGCUAAUGGAAAUAGUAGCGUUCUAGUCCUUUUUCUCGUUGGAGGCGGCGAAGGCGAAAAAGCAAAGUCCGCGAAAAAUGCGCCAAAACGUCAUUAAUUCUGUGAGAAUUAGUGUGUUUUCAUGUCGAACAAUCAUUUUUCAUCGCCUUUGACCACAAAAAUCAGAGAAAACCUGCUCAAUUCGUGAAACGGCCAUUUGGCCGAAGCCACGCCCAUAUUGACAGCUCUGGAGGGGUCAUGAAGACCUUUCGUUUCAGCCGAAGGGGUGCCUGUCGGUCUGUGAAGAACUGUCCGUGUUGAGUAAAGCCUGCUCCGAUGCUGGUUCGUCGAUCUUAUUCAGUAUUUUAAACUAUUUUUCCAAUUCAAAUAAAAUUUCCAAAUUAUCGAUUUUUCAGACGUUUGAUUUGUUUGAAAGUGUCGUCGUCGGAAACUCGAAGCCGUUGCCAGAAAAACGAAUAAAUCGGAAAAAGGAAAAAUUGAAAGUUUUUGUGCUUCCGUUCACACACGUGGAUCCAGGUAAUUUUUUGGGAAAAUGUCCAGACGUUUCUUAAAGUAUUCAGCUCAAUUCAGGUUGGCUGGAAACAUUUGAAAAUUACACAAAACGAACUAAUCAAAUUCUCGACAAUAUGCACAAUUUCAUGAUGAAAAACGAGAAAAUGCGGUUCAUGUGGGCGGAGUUUGUGUUUUUCGAGCGCUGGUGGUCAUUGCAGACGACAGAAGUGAAAGAAGACGUCAAAAAGUGA
Messenger RNA from Caenorhabditis sp. 36 PRJEB53466, 1924 nucleotides. Lineage: Eukaryota; Metazoa; Nematoda; Chromadorea; Rhabditida; Rhabditidae. The record is from the annotation of a GenBank genome assembly.